AUGGUACGUCGAAUCGUGGCUGCAUUGUCGCGGCCGUUCAUGUUGGGUGUCGAGUUUGAAGUGUUGGUCGGGUCAGGAUUCGAUGGUAAGGUCAGAGUCGGUUCGGUGGAAGUGUUUUCGGUGGCCAUAGAUUCGAAGGAUUGGCUUUCGAGGGUACAGACCAUUGAAAACCAAGUCCAUGCCCUACUUGACGCUAGAGAAGCUCAAAUUCAACAAUUAUGUCUUUCUGGAUACUGUUCCAAAAAAUUUGUAUCAAGUUAUCGCUAUAGCAAAAAGAUAUUCAAGAUGUGCAAAGUUGUUGACGAUCUCAUAUCUAGCGGAGCCUUUGAUGUGGUGACCCAGAUCCGCCCCCCACCUAGGGUGGAGAUGAUACCCACAGAACCCAUGGUUGAUCGUGAGGCCAAGCUUGCAAUGGCAUGGGGUCAUCUUAGAAAUGAUCAUGUUGGAAUCUUUGGUCUAUAUGGCAUGGGCGGAGUAGGAAAAACCACUCUUCUCAAGCAUAUCAACAGAAAGUUCCACGAAGAAGGAAAUGACUUUGACAUAGUCAUUUGGAUUGUGGUGUCUCGAGAUGUUCAGAUUCUGAAGAUUCAAGAAGAGAUCGGAGAGAAGCUAGGCUUGAAUGACGAGGGAUGGAAACAACAAACGCAAACUAGGUGGGCGAUUGACAUAUACAACGCCUUGAGGGAAAAGAGAUUUGUAUUGUUGUUGGAUGACUUAUGGAGCAAAGUAAAUUUAACAGAGAUCGGAGUCCCGUCACCUAAUGGAACGAAUAGGUGUAAAGUAAUAUUCACCACUCGAUCUCGGGAAGUGUGUGGGUCCAUGGAGGCCGACGAUGAGAUGGAAGUCCAAUGUUUGAGUCGUGAUGAUGCAUUAACCCUAUUCCGAGAAAAAGUUAAAAAUGUAUUAGAAAGUGAGCGGGACAUUCCUAAUCUCGCAGAAAAAGUAGCGAGAGAAUGCCAAGGUUUACCACUAGCGUUAAACGUCGUCGGUGAUGCCAUGGCUCGCAAAAGGACUGUAGAAGAGUGGUACUAUGCAAUCAAUGUCUUGGAAUCAUCUAACGCGAAAUUGAAAGGUAUGAAAGAUAAGAUCCUUUCAAUUUUGAAAUACAGUUAUGAUGAUUUAAUGCGUAAUCCAUUGGGUGAGAAGAUCCAAUUAUGCUUCCUAUAUUGUGCUCUAUUUCCUGAAGAUUAUCGAAUUUCCAAGGGUUUCUUGGUGGAUUGUUGGAUAGGCGAGAGACUUAUAGAUAGAGAUGGAGAUAUAAAAAAAGUUCAGUACCAGGGUUAUUCUAUCAUUGGCACCCUUGUCAAUGCAUCUUUACUGAUCGAAGAGGGCAAAGAUUUUGUGAAAAUGCAUGAUGUGGUUCGUGAAAUGGCACUUUGGGUGGCAUGUGAUACGGGGAAAGAAGAAGAAACUUUUUUCAUAAAAGCGGGUGCCAAUUUACAUGAGAUGCCAAAGAUUAAGAAUCAAAAUAAUGUGAGGAGGAUGUCAUUGAUGUGUAACCGGAUCCAGAAGAUUUCUGGUGGUCCUCAAUAUUCUAAGCUGAAGACCUUGUUCCUCCGAGAUAACAAGUUGGUGGAACUAUCAGAUGACUUCUUUCAAUUUAUGCAAGGUCUCAUAUGUUUGGAUCUAUCGGUGAAUAUAGAUCUCAAUGAAUUGCCGGAGUCAAUAUCAAAGUUAGUAUCAUUGAGAUUUCUCAACUUAUCAUUGACAAAGAUAAAACGAUUGCCAGAUGGUUUGAAAGAGUUAAACAGACUUAUCUACCUUAAUUUGGAAGGAACAUUUGAGCUUGAGAAUAUUCAUGGAAUAUCAAGUCUAUGGAGGUUGAGAAUAUUGAGACUAGUUGGGUCUAAGGCAAGGAUAGAUGUGGAUACAGUGGAUGAAUUACAACUUUUGCACCAUCUAAGUGUUCUAACCAUAAGUAUAUGUGAUCACUGUGCUGUGGAAAGACUUGUUAGAAAUGUGAGUUUCGUUCGCUGCAUCAGAACACUAAAUCUCGAGGAUUUUAGUCAGGAGAUAGAGAUAGAAAUAUCGACAUGGUGGUUACGGAAUCUGCGCGAGGUAACAAUAUUCAAUUGUGGAGGUAUAAAGGAUUUGACUUGGUUGCAAUAUGCUCCAUAUCUUACUUCCCUAUGGGUAUCAAGAUGCGGGAAACUUGAAGAAAUAAUAAGGGAAGAGAAAGCGGGGAAUGGCGCAUGGAAGCCUUUUCAUAGACUAGAGUGUUUAGGAUUGGAAGACCUGCCAGAGCUGAAGAGCAUCUAUUGGUCAGCUCUUUCCUUCCCUUGUUUGAGCUUUAUCAGAGUUCAUAAUUGUCCAACUCUGAGGAAGACGCGGCUGGACGGAAGCCUUCCACUAGAUCUUGAAACCUUUCAGAUAGAUGCAGAUGUCGAUAGACAGAAGAUUAAUCUGCGGAUAGAUACUUAUGGUGAACAUUUGGCCUCCACAUCCGAGGUUGAAUCGAGGACUCCUUCGUUGAUAAUAUCCUGUGUAGAGCUACCCGAUAUCGCUCGUCUUCAUAGCGGGAUGGAUAUUCCACAGCGUUUCCGUGGGACAGAAUCUGAGAUGUCGACCAUACAUUGAAAAGAUUAUAAUUAAUAUCGCGGACAGGUCGAAGAACAUGAUAUUUUGGACAAAAAGCCAAGCAGGAAUCUCACAAGUCAUCACAUUUGCCCAACUACGCAUUCCGAACGUUGUUCAUCUAUUGAUAAUAAUAAUAAGCAUGAACCUAUAUAUAUAUCUUCCCCGUUUGUUCUUUAGUUAUGGUGCUUCUGUGUUCCUAUUUUGAUGCUACUUUAUUUCAUUUGCCAAGUGUU
This is a messenger RNA of Tarenaya hassleriana, 2810 nucleotides long. Its product is annotated as disease resistance protein RPS5-like. The transcript is spliced from 5 exons. Lineage: Eukaryota; Viridiplantae; Streptophyta; Magnoliopsida; Brassicales; Cleomaceae. The record is from RefSeq and is a predicted model, not a curated record. Gene Ontology annotation, molecular function: ADP binding; protein binding. Bases 1 to 2577 code for a protein of 858 amino acids.